UCUGUUUGAGUUUUGUUUCUCUUAGAAUUAAACAUGUUGAGCAUAGCGAGACCAACUUGCUAGUAAAUAAAUUAAAUUAAAAAAAUAGAGGCUCCUCACUGGUAAGUGCUGCUAUUUGAGCUAUUUUUAGAACAGGCCAGCGGCCGACUCAUCUGGUCCUUACGGGCUACCUGGUGCCCGCGGGCACCGUGUUGGUGACCCCUGGCCUAGUUUAUGAGAAUUGACGAGAGCCUAUAGGACGGAACAAAUUAUACUUCGACCGAUAUGUUUUUUCAGGGCCGUUACCAAACAUUAGUAGUCAAGGAUGCUGAUAACCGACAUUUGAAGCCGAUAUUCUUUUGCAAUAAAAGUUAUUUAAAAUCAAAACUAUACAUCAGUAAACAGCUGGACAAUGCUUGAAGUGGUGUUUUUUAACGUCAUUUUUUAGGACACGUUGGACCAGUUGUGACAUAAUGCUAAUGCAGUGGUUACUUUAGCACCAAGCAACAUCAGGGGAUUUCACACACACCUUUAUUACAUGUUUCUAAGAGAAGCAUUUCAAAAUAUGGGAAAUCUCCUGAAAAAAUUGGUAAAAAUAUGGCACUUUUCUACAUCACAUCACUAAGUCUAGCCAUAUUCUCAUUGUUGGAGCACUUUAUGGAUUCAUUACAUUGUAGUGUUGAACGAUUACAGCAAAAAUAAUAAUCACAAUUAUUUUGAUUGAUAUUGUAAUCAAAAACAUGCACCUGGGGAUAGGUUGAUUGGCAACACUAAAUUGGCCUAGUGUGUUAAUGUGAGUGUGAAUGUUGUCUUUCUAUCUGUGUUGGCCCUGUGAUGAGGUGGCGACUUGUCCAGAGUGUACAAGGGCCUUCCGCCCGAAUGCAGCUGAGAUAGGCUCCAGCGCCCCCUCAACCCCAAAAAUGUAAAUACAACAACUGGGAUCAGGUGGACCCAGCAGAACUAUUCAGCAAAGCGCCGACAGAAAAAAAGGAGGCCAACCCUAAACUCAACAUGGUGAAAUUCCUGCAAGUUGAAGCCAGAGGAUGUGACAUCUUGGUGUUAUGGUUGGACUGUGAUAAAGAAGGCGAGAACAUCUGUUUUGAGGUUAUUGAUGCUGUACAACCUGUCAUGAAAGGAGGUGUCAGGGAGAGGACUAUUUACCGUGCCAAAUUCAGCUCCAUUACUGAAACUGAUAUCUGGAAGGCUAUGAAUCAACUUGGAGAGCCAAACCACAAUGAAUCACUUUCUGUGGAUGCACGGCAGGAACUGGAUCUACGGAUUGGCUGCGCGUUUACGAGGUUCCAAACCAAAUAUUUCCAGGGAAAAUAUGGAAAUCUGGACUCUUCUUUGAUAUCAUUCGGACCUUGUCAGACCCCAACUCUUGGGUUUUGUGUGGAACGUCAUGAUAAAAUCCAGUCCUUCAAACCAGAGAACUACUGGGUUAUACAUGUAAAGGUCUUCAGGGCGAAGGAAAACCCACUGACCCUUGAUUGGAACCGAGUUAAAGUAUUUGACAAAGAGGUGGGCCAGAUGUUUGUCAACCUGACCAAGACAUCCAAGGAAGCCCAGGUUGAGUCGGUGACCAAGAAGGAGAAGAGUAAGCAGAGACCCCUGGCUUUAAACACAGUAGAGAUGUUGAGAGUGGCAAGCUCUGCUUUGGGUAUAGGUCCUCAGUAUACUAUGCAGAUUGCUGAGCGCUUAUACACACAGGGAUUCAUAAGCUAUCCUCGAACUGAAACAUCCCACUAUCCAGAAAGCUUUGACCUGAAGGGAACACUGAAGCAGCAGACCAACUGUCCUUUUUGGUCAGAGGAGGUGAAAACUCUCCUUUCAAACGGAAUAAAUCAUCCCAGAAAAGGAGUUGAUGCUGGGGACCAUCCACCUAUUACCCCCACUCGUGCAGCCUCAGAACAAGAACUGGGAAGUGAUGGAUGGCGGCUAUAUGAGUACAUCACAAGACAUUUCAUUGCCACUAUCAGUCAGGACUGCAAAUACCUACAGACAACCAUUACCUUCAACAUUGGCACUGAAACGUUCACAUGUAGUGGCAAAACCCCAAUAUCACCAGGUUACACAGCUGUGAUGCCAUGGCAGGGUAUCCCUCUCGAAGAAGCCCUACCUGUCUGUCAGAAGGGAGACAUGUUUACAGUAGAUGAGAUUAAGCUAGUGGAAAAGCAGACAAUCCCUCCAGACUUCUUGACUGAGGCUGAACUUAUCACUCUAAUGGAGAAACAUGGCGUUGGCACUGAUGCUAGCAUCCCGGUCCACAUUAACAACAUCUGCCAAAGGAACUAUGUGACAGUAGAGAAUGGACGCAAGUUAAAGCCAACCAACCUGGGCAUAGUCCUUGUGCACGGCUACUACAAGAUUGAUGCAGAACUGGUACUCCCCACCAUCCGCAGUGCUGUUGAAAAGCAACUUAAUUUAAUUGCACUUGGAAAGGCCAACUUCCAGCAAGUACUUCAGCAUACAUUGGACAUUUUCAAGAGGAAGUUUCACUAUUUUGUGGACUGUGUCUCUGGUAUGGAUCAAUUGAUGGAAGUCUCUUUUUCGCCAAUUGCUGCUGCAGGAAAACCAUUAUCUCGUUGUGGCAAGUGCCACCGGUUUAUGAAAUUAAUCCAGGCCAAACCUAGUCGUCUCCACUGCUCCCACUGUGAUGAAACAUAUAGUCUUCCCCAGAAUGGAGCCAUCAAGUUGUACAAGGAGCUUCGCUGUCCUUUGGAUGACUUUGAGCUAGUGCUUUGGACUUCUGGGGCCCGAGGCAAAAGUUAUCCAUUGUGCCCCUACUGUUUCAGCAAACCGCCUUUCAGGGACAUGAAAAAAAAUGUAGGAUGCAAUGAAUGUACCCAUCCUUCCUGCCAGCACUCUCUCAAUGCUCUGGGUAUUGGACAGUGUGUGGAGUGUGACGGUGGAGUUUUGGUACUGGAUCCAACCUCCGGGCCGAAAUGGAAGAUGUCCUGUAAUAGGUGCAAUGUAGUUGUUCAUUUCUUUGAAAAUGCACAUCGCGUACAGGUUGCUGAAGAUAUUUGCAAUGCAUGUGAUGCUUCCCUGGUAAUGGUAGACUUCAGUAAGGCCUGCAACCCACUUCCUGCGGAUGAGACCCAACACACCGGCUGUAUUUUUUGUGAUCCAAUCUUCCAGGAUCUUGUAGAAAUUAAACAUGCAACGAUGAGGCACCCAAUGCACCGAGGUAAAGGUGCAAGAAGAGGGCGCGGGCGAGGAAGGGGACGCCGCGGAGCCCCUAGAAAGCCCAAAGACAAAAUGGAUGAAUUAGCAGCAUACUUUGUAUAAUACAUCACGUUUGCUAUGGCUCUCCAUACACAUUAUAUACUGUAAGUCCAUGUUAUACAGUAAAUUUUGAUGAAUGUUUUUUUGUUUGGUUAGUUAAAGUGGGGCAAAAAAUUAUUUAGUCAGCCACCGAUUGUGCAAGUUGUCCCACUUAAAAUGAU
Molecule: messenger RNA, 3428 nt
Organism: Nerophis ophidion (straightnose pipefish)
Lineage: Eukaryota; Metazoa; Chordata; Actinopteri; Syngnathiformes; Syngnathidae
Gene: top3b
Product: DNA topoisomerase III beta
Exons: 17
Coding region: 991-3270 (759 amino acids)
Biological process (GO): DNA topological change
Cellular component (GO): nucleus
Molecular function (GO): DNA topoisomerase type I (single strand cut, ATP-independent) activity; DNA binding
Source: RefSeq, a predicted model, not a curated record